Messenger RNA from Hermetia illucens (black soldier fly), 1919 nucleotides. RefSeq names its product neuropeptide SIFamide receptor-like. Gene Ontology annotation, biological process: G protein-coupled receptor signaling pathway. NCBI's taxonomy places the organism in Eukaryota, Metazoa, Arthropoda, Insecta, Diptera, Stratiomyidae. The record is from RefSeq and is a predicted model, not a curated record. Gene Ontology annotation, cellular component: membrane. Bases 481 to 1713 code for a protein of 410 amino acids. The transcript is spliced from 6 exons. Gene Ontology annotation, molecular function: neuropeptide Y receptor activity; peptide binding.
UACGACGAAGUGAACGUGACUGUAGACGCCUCAAUCCUUUGGUGAAGAGUUCACAGGUGAAAGUGAAGCGGUGAAGGUGAAAGUCACGAGCUUUGAACUUGGAGUCAGCAGUGAAAGUGGAGCUGUUUAAUAGCAGGUGUCGCGAUCAAUUUACAUUGAGUGUGGUCAACUUUCAAUUAGUGAGUGCUUUGGUCAUAUUUCAUCAGGAAAAGCCUCCAUCGUCCUUCACAUUGAAUUUCAAUUAUUCUUCUCUGAACUUUUCCGGGGGCUUAACUAUCAAAGGAUAUUUUUCGGGGGAUAGAGUUCCAAAAAUGCGAUGACCCAAAAGUGCUGUUUAAUUGCGAUGGUAUUAAAACGGUUCACCAAUUGUUGGGUACCUGAUGUGGAGUGCAAUUUUUAUUCGGAAAUGAAUUCGGUUAGGUUUUAAUUAAAAAUAGUUAGUUUGCAUUGUUGUUUGGUGAGUGGAAUACAAGCGACAAAAUGGGUGUUUCAAACGAGAGUGAAGUGAAUCAUUUCAUGGUGCACGAAAGAGUGUCGACGAAUGAAUCGUUAUCGGAUUUUUACUUUAAUUUUACAGACGAUGAAAACUUUACUGAUCCUGGAUAUAUUCUCAGAUAUGGGAUAGUUACAACGGUUUUACUCAGCCUUGCAUACGGGACGGUGUUCAUAAUAGGCGUUCUUGGAAAUAUUUCUGUUGUUAUCGUUAUAACAAGGACAUCAAAGAUGCGAUCGCUUACCAACCAAUUUAUAGCGAAUUUAGCCGUUGCUGAUCUCUUGGUAAACAUCCUUUGCCUGCCAUUCACGCUUGUUGCGAAUUUAUAUCCAGCUUGGAUCCUUGGAGUUUUCUUCUGCAAAACUGUUUCUUAUUUGCAAGGAGUAUCGGUUUCAGCCUCGGUCAACACGUUGAUGGCAAUCUCAAUCGAACGAUGCGCUGCAAUAUCGUUUCCAUUGUCUGGAACAAUGUCCAAUAAACAAUAUCGAAUUUCAGUGACAAUAAUUUGGUUCGUAGCUCUGACAAUUAAUUUGCCGUGGCUGUUUGUAUUUACACUGGAACCAAUUGGAAUUACCGGGAGUAAAGCGAUGGUUUGUAUCGAAUUGUGGCCUUCACAGCAAUCGGAGAAUAUAUUCUUUAUCAUAGCCAACCUAAUAAUUUGCUACUUGGGUCCUCUGGUCGUUAUAAGCAUUUGCUACAUCAUCAUCUGGCGAAAUGUGGCGAAUCGGAGCAUACCCGGAGAAAGGCUGUUCGGUCGUCGUAAGAAUGAUGCCAUUCAUAAAAGUCGUGUCAAGGUCGUCAAGAUGGUGUUUGUAGUAAUAAUAACCUUUGCCUUAUCGUGGUUACCACUCUACACAAUAUUUUUUAUCGUCAAAUUCUACGAGGAUGUUUUGUACUACGAAUACUUCCAGUCGGCCAUUUACCUUCUCCUGCCCAUCGCCCAAUGGCUGGGAGCCGCAAACUCAUGUAUAAACCCAAUCCUGUAUGCAUUUAUGAAUCGCAAGUUUCGAAUAGGAUUCAAAAAUGUCCUUAAAAGACCAUUUUUCUCACGCACAUCAUUCGAAAAUGAAAUACGUGAUGUAAAUUUGAAACAAUACCGUACGGAGAGUUUGUACAACCGACGACCGAUUGUACGCACGGACUCGUCAAGGAUGUCGUCCCAUUAUAAUAACAACGUCUCGCUUACAAUGAGGCCAGUUACGGAGAGGAUUAAGCUUUAAGUGAAGGAGGUUGCAUCGAAAGAAUGAUAAAAACUAGUUUCACAGAGAAGGAUAUCAAGAAAAUUGAUGCUCAUGAGCUUAUUAAGGGUAGUUUUGUAAGAAUUUAGACCCAUGUUUUGUGAGAAAUGAGGAGGAACCGGAGGAGUCAAGGAACACAUUUUAUAAAUUGUUAUGGUGAAAGUACAAAUUUUAUGUUAGGCAAUAAA